GCCGGGCGGGCGCCCGCCGGCGCCGGCCGGCCCGCGCCCGCGCCCUUCGUGGUGAGGGACCAGGCGAGGGACGGCGACUGCCUGUUCCGCUGCUUCUCCGACCAGCUCUACGGGACGCCAGAGCACCACGGCCUCGUGAGGGACAGGUGCUCCACGUACGUCGCCUGCGAGCAGGAGCGGUUCCGGCAACUGUGUGCCGGACCUUUCGAGGAGCUCCUGGCUCGCAUCCGCCGCGAGGGCGAGUGGGGGGACGUUCUGGAGAUAGAGGCGCUGUCGGCGAUGUACGACCGACGCAUCGAGAUCUACGCCCCCGGCUCCCAAGAGCCCAUGCGCACUUUCCGCCAGGAGUGCGGGCCCCCGUCGCGGGAGCCCGUGCGGCUGCAGUACGAGGGCCUGUCGCACUACAGCUCGCUCGCUCGGCGGGGAGGGGCCGCGUUUGCUCCGCUGCUGCGGGGCCCGCCCGGCGAGGCCGAGGACGACGCCAUCCGCCGCUCCAGGCAGCGCCGCGAGGCGGCCCGCAGCGGGAGGGGAGCCGACCGGGCGCAGGCGGACCGGGCAGACGGCGACGACGGCCCUGUGGGCCUCGGGCUCCGCAACGCUUUGCGGUUGUUCUUAAUUAACCAUGGUCGCCUGCGCGAGCAGGAACUGCGCCUCGAGGGCGAGGCGCUCGCUGACCUGCCGCGCUUCGUGGCGAUGGCUAGCAAGGUCGUCGCGACCCGCGCGGCGAUCGCCGUGGCGCGCGGGGGCGCUCUGAUCGAGCAGUGCAGGCACGAGGACGGCGCCCUGGACCCUGACGUCGUGCUCUGCUUCCUAGUGGAGGCGGGGGCGGUCGACCAGACCGUCUGGCGGCUGGUCAGGCAGCAGGCGCAAUCGACGCUGUCGCGGGACGCCGCGCCGCCGCCGCCGCUGGCGCUGGUGCCGCUCCCAGCGCCGCCGCUGGAGCUGGCGCCGCCCCCGGCGCCGCCGCCUGGCGAUGACGCGAUUGUCGCGGCGGAGGUCGGCAGCGUCGACGUCGCCGCCCUUCCCCGCGAGCUGGUAUCUCUGCGCGGCAAGCGUAAGCUGGAUGCUCAGACGCACAGGCGGCAGAGACGCCGCAUCGACUCCAUGAACCACGAGAUCGUCACGGCCACCAAUGCAUUGAAGGUCCUUCCGAACAAACGACAACAGGAGAUUGGCCCGUCCAAGAUGCCAAACAAGCUGGCGUUGCACAUGUGUGGUAAGCGGAAGUUGUCAGAGUAUGGCCAAAUGUCUCUUGGCAUCAGGCGUAACUUAUCGAACAUAUCGACGCACCACGUUGGGAUCUGCCUGAUGCAGGACAUUUCCAGUGCCACGGUGUCAAGGGCAGAAGUAGCCGCCGCAGCGUCCCUGGUUGCGAGCUCCCGCAGCUACUUCACUCGGGUGAAGGCCGAUUGGGCUGGGUGGAAGGCACACUCGCCUCAGGCCACUGCCGCGCCCCUUCCACUAGCGCCACCAUCGGUCGAUGGCGGCGACGCCUCAGAAGUUCCUCCUCUGCCUGAUCCCUCGGCCGAGAUUGUUGCACUUGGCGAGCUGAGCGCGCUUGCGCCCCCGCAGACGCGGCUCGGUCUUACCACGAUCAUGUUCAUGUCCGACGCUACCAACUCCGCGAUAUGGCAGGAACGCAAGCUUCACUGCCUCAGUCUUGAGGUGUACUCUUCGACGGCCGCUGCUGACGAUGUUCAUUGGUGCCAUUCGCUGUCUUCGGGGCGCACACAGUGGAGCGAUGCCUUUUCCCACCUGCAUGCGCUCGCAGACGUCCUCCCAGUUGAAGGUGGCACGCCGGAAGACACCCUCGGACUCAUUGUGAAACACCUCAAGGGGUUGGGAUGUCCACUGUGGGGGCCUGAACUUGAUUUGGGGGCGCACAACGCGACGGACCUCAUUGCUCUGUGCAACGUUACCGACGCUGGCUCAGACCAGCGGGGCGCUCGCAAAAUGUUAUCAGCAAUAUGUGGGCCUCUUGCUAACGUUGUCUAUUUGGACGCCAACUGUUUGGAACACCAAUACCACCUAGUGUGCAAAGGCGGCCUCGACUUGAUCGACGAGGAACUGAAGGUCGCCAAAAAGAAAUGGACUUACUACACGUCGCUGUGCAAGAUUACCAACACCUGGCGUGACUUGGCGAAGGCAGUGUACUCCACCUGGAAGGACCGCUUUGGCAGCAAGUCCGUGACGGAAUUUGCUGGGAGGUUGCCGCCUAAAUGCGUAGCAGGUCGGUGGGGGUCGGUGUUCGCCGUUGAAACGAUGUACGCGGCGGCUGGCCCUGACUUGAUAUGCCCAGUGCUCGAGCAGGUCAUCACGAGAAAAGAUCCCGACGCUGCCGCGCCACAGGUUGGCCCUGCCCCGCUUGCGGACGCUGGCAAAGUAGCGGACGAGCUCAUCGGCUUGGCCGCAGACGAGACGAAAGCUCACAAGGCGAAGGUCGGGAGAUGGCGCCGGGACGUGCUGACGCUGUGCAGCAAGGAGGAACGGCUCUUCUGGACAUUGAUGUCUGUUUCAAGGCGGGUUCACACUCCAGGCGAGCACUUCUCAAACUGUAUGUUGGCUUAUCAGACUCGCGAUGCAGGCUCCAUUAGUAAGACGUCUGGCCCAAAUCCACACAGCGGCGUGGGCGGUGCUAUAUGUGCGUUGGUCCAGGGGAAAGCUGAGUCCAUCUACCUCGAGUACGACGCAAUGGUCGGUGACCCAUGGUGGGUCACGCUUAUCUCCUCUGCUGGCCUCGUGGCGGACGACGCCGCGUUCAUCAAGCGCAUCAUCCCUGCCCUCGUCGCGUACCACGCUGGCGGCUUCUACCGUCGCAUCGUUGAGCCUCUCAAGAG
This is a messenger RNA of Prorocentrum cordatum, 2837 nucleotides long. Lineage: Eukaryota; Dinophyceae; Prorocentrales; Prorocentraceae. The record is from the annotation of a GenBank genome assembly.